This is a messenger RNA of Misgurnus anguillicaudatus (oriental weatherfish), 2570 nucleotides long. RefSeq names its product inhibitor of nuclear factor kappa B kinase regulatory subunit gamma (gene ikbkg). Lineage: Eukaryota; Metazoa; Chordata; Actinopteri; Cypriniformes; Cobitidae. The record is from RefSeq and is a predicted model, not a curated record. Gene Ontology annotation, cellular component: IkappaB kinase complex; cytoplasm; nucleus. Gene Ontology annotation, biological process: positive regulation of canonical NF-kappaB signal transduction. Gene Ontology annotation, molecular function: K63-linked polyubiquitin modification-dependent protein binding.
CCACAAUUCCACUACCCGGAAACAGCGCGCGGUGUGAUGAAGCGCGGAAGUAUCGCGGGGGAAUUCCUCGACAGUCUGCACCUGUCUGAUCUUCUGUGGACACUUUUUACCUGAUUUACUUUGUAAACAUCGAUUGUGUAUUUCCUGCCCUGUGAGGCGGAAGAUGUUGUGCAUGCUGAGCGCGUGUGGUUGAGAAUAAACGGGGCCGUGUUUCCUCACAGAAGUCAAUCGGCUCACACAGCGGAUCUGGUUUAGUUAAACGGUGCUAGCGGCCUAAAUAAGAGUCAUGGUCCAGCCGCAGCCAUCAGGGGGUUGCACUCUGCAGUGGGAGUUGACUGGAGAUGAGGCGGUGGGAGCCGGAGGUCAAGGGUCACUGAUGGCCAGUUCACAGGGGUCACUGAAAGUCCCACCCGAAUUAGCCGGAAAUGAAGUAGUCCUUAGACUCCUGACAGACAAUCACCAGCUAAGGGAGGCACUUAAGCGAAGCAACGAUGCCCUCAGAGAGAGAUGUGAAGAAAUGGAGGGAUGGCAGAGGAGGUCAAGAGAGGAACGAGAGUUUCUGAGCUGUAGAUUUCGUGAGGCCAGAUCCUUAGUUCAGCGACUGGCACAGGAAAACCAGAGCUUGCAGGGACAGCUCAACCACAGCAUCACUCAAACAGGAAGUCCGAACGUUGACAUCUCUAAAGAGAUUGGAAGUCAAGGUCAGGACCAAGAGCAAAAGUGUACCAAUACAGAGAAGAAUGUCCUUGUGGACUCACCAGAAGUAUUACGUGAAGCUGCUCAGACAAAUCAAGCUGAAGGAGACACUGACAAGCACCACAUGCCUCAAAGUUUGCCUGCUAAGGGCUCUAAUGAAAUUCUCAAACUGCUGAAAAGCCACAAAGAGAAGCUGGAAGAAGGGGUGACAGCAUUGAGGAAGAGAAAUGAGGAGCUGGAGAAGGAGAAAGUCGAGAAUGAGAAGGAGAGAGAAAACCUCCUUGCCACUGUGGAGCAGUUACGCUCCAAACUCACUCAGAAUGGUGGUGGUGUUACUGAAGAAUCAGUCCAGCAGACAUGUGCUCUUACUGUUCCUGCAGAACGCUUUCACUUGGCUAAACUAACAGAGCAGCUGCAAGCUACGCAAGGCAGGUACAAGGAGCUUCAGGAGAAGCUUGACUGUCUUCAGAAGAACUCCGUGCAGAGGGACAGGACCGAGGCUCUUCUCAAACAGAAGGAAAAGGAAUUUGCUCAGUUGACAAAGGACAGUGAUGCUUUGAGAGCUCAAGUCACAUCCCUACUCGGAGAGCUGAAUGAACGACAAAACUGGCUGGAGAAGAGCGAAGCAGAAAAACGACUUUUAGAGGAUAAGUUGUGUAAGAAGACGGAGCGUUUGCAGAUCUUGGAGAGAGAAAUAGAACAGCAGAAGAAACAGCACAGCGUGACGGUCGACAAUCUUUUACUGCAGACUCAGAGCCUAGAGACUGCAUUGAAGAACGAGAGGCUAGUCAUAGUAGAGGAAAGGAGGAAGUUGGCGCAGCUUCAGCACGCAUACACAUGCCUGUUUCAGGACUACGACAGCAAACUGAAAAGCGAUAACCGGGGUGGAGAGGCGGAUACUGCUAACAGGUUAGCAGAGGCUGAGAAAGCUCUGGCUCUGAAACAGGAGCUCAUCGAUAAACUCAAGGAAGACACUGAGCAGCUCAGAGCUACUUUAGAGACUAUACCAGUGCUUAAUGCUCAGGCAGAGAUCUAUAAGAUGGACUUCCUGGCUGAGAGGGAAGCAAGAGAAAAACUCAAUCAGAAGAAAGAGGAGCUGCAGGAGGAGCUAACUAAAGCAAAGGCCGAGAUAGACAGACUGAAGCAAGAGGGAACCUCACGAGCUCGCAUAGAAGAGAUGCAACAGAGACAUAUGGAGGACUACAGGCCUCGACCGCACCUACCACCUUCAGCGGCACCGUUCGCAGGAGCAGCCAUGUUCAAUCCGGCCCAACCUCCAUCUGCACGCAGACGAGAAGAUGCUCAAGAUGAGCUGCCAGAUUAUCGCUGCCCCAAAUGCAUGUAUAAGGCACCAGACAUGGACACCCUGCAGAUUCACGUCAUGGACUGUAUUCAGUGAUGGGUUCAGGUGCUCUCUUAAAAUCUGAACUCUAACGACAAUAGAAACAAAAACAUCUAGAACAUGGAAGAUACAAGAUGAGAAGAACCAUAAGGACUUUGGACAUUUAUUCUUGCUGCCGACUGACUUAAGUAGACGUAUAGCAGAUAUUCUGUGGUUCUAGAGUUGCCACUAUGUUCUAGUACACUUAGUGUAUGUAUCUCUUAAAAACGUGUCUAUUCUGCCUUUCUGUGACAGCAUAGUGUAAUGUAAUGCACGUGUGAAUGUUUGUGUCUGCUUUGCGUCUGCACACAUCUGACAGUGACUCUGUUUCCUUUAUAUCUGUGGUAUUCGUUUCUCUGGAUGUAUGCACUCUUGAGGAGUCAUGCCAGCCUGUAGUAAUAUUUGUGUAUUAUCAGCCAAAGUGAAUAUGGAUAAAAGCAACUUUGUACAGACUGUUAUGAAGAGAUUUUAAAAAAUAAAAGUGUGAAUAUAA